Molecule: messenger RNA, 1220 nt
Organism: Gastrolobium bilobum
Lineage: Eukaryota; Viridiplantae; Streptophyta; Magnoliopsida; Fabales; Fabaceae
Product: GRF1-interacting factor 3-like
Exons: 6
Coding region: 255-914 (219 amino acids)
Biological process (GO): cell population proliferation; leaf development; positive regulation of transcription by RNA polymerase II
Cellular component (GO): nucleus
Molecular function (GO): transcription coactivator activity
Source: RefSeq, a predicted model, not a curated record
ACAGAGUCAAAACACAGACAAAGAAAAAUACAAGGACAUAUAAAUAGCGAAUAAAAGAGCAUUGUCGUUUGGGAGUUUGGAGGAACAAAACCGAACCACGAGCACCACCAAAUCUAGCAACUAGCAACUAGCAAGUUUUGUUUGGUUGGAAUCUUCUUCUACGCGACAUCCCAAAGGAUCUUCACAAGUGUUUCCAACACUCACCUCUCACCUACUUAGAAACCAAACCCAGUGAAAAUAACCAGGCGUAGAAGAUGCAGCAGAACCCUCCAAUGAUUCCUAUGAUGCCUUCAUUCCCUCCUACAAACAUAACCACCGAGCAGAUUCAAAAAUAUCUUGAUGAGAACAAGAAGCUGAUUAUGGCAAUAUUGGACAAUCAAAAUCUUGGAAAACUUGCUGAAUGUGCCCAGUACCAAGCUCAGCUUCAAAAGAAUUUGAUGUAUUUAGCUGCAAUUGCUGAUGCCCAGCCACAAACACCAGCCAUGCCUCCACAGAUGGCCCCGCACCCUGCGAUGCAACAAGGAUUCUAUAUGCAACAUCCUCAGGCAGCAGCAAUGGCUCAGCAACCAGGAAUUUUCCCCCAAAAAAUGCCAUUGCAAUUUGGUAAUCUACAUCAAAUGCAGGAUCAACAGCAGCAGCUACACCAGCAGGCCAUCCAAGGGCAAAUGGGACUGAGACCCGGAGGGAUAAAUAAUGGCAUGCAUUCAAUGCACAGCGAGGUUGCUCUUGGAGGUGGCAGCAGUGGCGGUCCACCUUCGGCUACUACCGGUCCAACUGAUGUACGCGGUGGAAGCAAGCAAGAUGCUUCUGAGGCUGGGACAGCUGGUGGAGAUGGCCACGGUGGUUCAUCCGCUCCACAUAACAGUGGAGAUGGUGAAUCAUCUUAUCUGAAGGGGUCAGAAGAGGCAAAGUGACAUAUUUUCUUCUACGUUUCAUAAGAUGUAUGUGACUGUUGAUAGUAGGUUUUUCUUAAAAGGUAGGGCUAAUGUAUUCUGAUGACCUUUAAUAUAUCGACCAAAGGACAAAAGAGCUUCUCUUGUUUAACAGAUUAGGUAGAUGCUGUUUUAUUAGGGUUUUGGCAUGCAGUGAGUUUGUGUCAACAGAAACUCCAGGUGCCACAUCAUGAUGAACUAGUAUGAGGAAGAGGUGAAAGCAUGUGUUCUACACUACCAUGUCCUUCAAAUUUUUUAUUACAUAAAUUGCUUGCGGGUUUUUCACAA